This is a messenger RNA of Chara braunii, 825 nucleotides long. Lineage: Eukaryota; Viridiplantae; Streptophyta; Charophyceae; Charales; Characeae. The record is from the annotation of a GenBank genome assembly.
CCGCAGUUCGUGACCUCAUUCGAGAGUACCAAGGCAUUUUCCCAUCGUCGUUCUCGUACGUUGGCAUCCCACCGAUGCGCGACGUCGAGUACUCCAUCCAGCUUGUGCCUGACUAUCGUGUUCACCAUCAGGCACCCUACAGACUCUCGAUCCCCGAGGCCACCAAACUCAAGCGUCAGCUUGAGGAGCUCCUGAGACUGGGUUUCAUUAAACCCAGCAACUCCCCGUGGGGUGCACCCGUCCUCUUUGCUCGCAAAGCGGAUGGAACUCUUCGUCUCUGCAUCGACUACCGCAGUCUCAACCGCUACACGGUUAAGAACAGCUACCCUAUGCCUCGUUCCGAUGAGCUGUUCGACCGCCUAGCAGACAACCGCUUCUUUACGAAGAUUGGUCUUCACAACGGUUACCAUCAGAUCCGCGUCGCUGCACCCGACCAGCCGAAGACAGCGUUCCGAUCGCGCUUCGGCCAGUACGAGUUUACAGUGAUGUCAUUCGGCCUCACCAAUUCACCCGCCACCUUCCAGAGGGCGAUGCACGACAUCUUCAGGGACAUCCUGGAGCAGUACGUUCUCGUCUACCUCGAUGAUAUCCUGGUCUACAGUCGUACCCUUGAGGAGCACCUCAGACAUCUCCGUGACGUCCUUGACCACUUGCGCAGACAUGGCUUCUACGCUAGGCUGAGCAAAUGCCGCUUUGCCCAGCACAAAGUGAAUUUCUUAGGACACUACGUGUCUUACCAGGGUCUCCACAUGGACGACGCGAAGAUCACUGCUAUUGCAGAGUGACCCGCUCGCACAUCCGCCAAGCAGCUUCGCAGCUUCCUAG